Lepisosteus oculatus (spotted gar) is the source of this 1731-nucleotide messenger RNA. It is a transcript of the gene bmp10, whose product is annotated as bone morphogenetic protein 10. Gene Ontology annotation, cellular component: extracellular region. The record is from RefSeq and is a predicted model, not a curated record. Gene Ontology annotation, molecular function: cytokine activity; growth factor activity. NCBI's taxonomy places the organism in Eukaryota, Metazoa, Chordata, Actinopteri, Semionotiformes, Lepisosteidae. Gene Ontology annotation, biological process: BMP signaling pathway.
AUUCUCAAAUUGGACAGAGAGCGCGAGAGUGUGUGGUCACAAGUCACAGAGUGGAGAAGCAAUUCCAAACUUGUCAGCUCUGGUUGACACCAGCCCUGCCCUCCUGAGAUUAUAAGAAAGGCAAACCUUUCCACCAGUCAUUCCUGCCAGCCAGCUAGCAAAUUGAGCUGAAGGUGCAGAGUGUUGUCAUUGUAUUGGAAGGCAACGAACAUCUAUAGGUCGCCCCUGUGCUACGAAAGCCAGCAGGACUAUGGACACUGUCAGACUGAGGUCACUUGUGGCCCUGUGGCUCCUUAUCCACUCUGGGUGCUGCAGCCCUAUCAUGGCUCCUGAAGACCCCCGUCCUGCAAUGGGGAUGGACAGGCACAACCUCUUUGGAGACCCCCUUCUAGAGCAAGACAGCGAACUGGAUUUCCAGACCUUCGUGCAGACGAUUCGGGAGCAAUUCCUAAAGACCUUCAACCUGUCGGGUUUCCCGCAGCAAGAUGCCACCAAAGUGGAACCCCCAGAGUACAUGCUGCAGCUCUAUAACAAGUUUGCCAAUGACCGGUCUUCCAUGCCUUCUGGCAACAUUGUCAGGAGCUUCAAAAAUGAAGAUACAUCCUCAUAUAGCAUGGACAUCAGUGGGAUCCGAAAACACCCCCUGCUCUUCAACGUGUCCAUUCCUCACCACGAGAGAAUCACCAUGGCAGAGCUGCGUCUCUAUACCUUGGUUCAGCGAGACCGCCGGCUGUACGAGGGAGUGGACAGGAAGGUGACGAUCUAUGAGGUGCGCGAGGGGAGACAGGAGAAAAAGGAGGGUCAGGAGCCGGAGAGAAGAGCCGGAGGAGAACGGGUUGGGAGAGAGGAAAAGCUGGUGGAACUUGCAUCAAGGCAGGUAUUCGGGACAGAUAGUAGCUGGGAAGCCUUUGACCUGACUGAGGCCACCAGGCACUGGCGCAAGCUAGAUUACACCACACAUCGUCUGGAGGUGCACAUCCAGAGCGUCAACGACAUGGGCGGAGAGGCUUAUGAGGGAGGAAACCUGGACAUCGACAUCAACCCCGAGGCCAAGCACGAGCCCUUGCUCAUCGUCUUUUCCGACGACCAGAGCGGCGACCACAAGGAGGAGAAGAAAGAGCUCAAUGAGAUGAUCGGACACGAACAGCCGCUGGAGCUGGAGAACCUCGAAAUGGACCUAAAUGGGCUGGGGGAGGACGGAGAGGAAGGUCCCAACGAGGAGUCUCUGAUCCAGAUGAGGUCCAACCUGAUCUAUGACACCGCCUCCCGCAUCCGGAGGAACGCCAAGGGCAACCACUGCAAAAAGACCUCCUUCUACGUGGAGUUCAAAGACAUCGGGUGGGAUACUUGGAUACUCGCUCCUACUGGCUAUGAGGCAUACGAGUGCAAUGGAAUGUGCACCUACCCCAUGACAGAGCAUGUGUCCCCAACAAAGCACGCCAUCGUUCGGACUUUGGUUCAUAUGAGGAGCCCACAGAAGGUGUCCAGAGCCUGCUGUGUGCCCACAAAGCUAGACCCCAUAUCACUGCUUUAUAUGGAUGACACAGGCGUUGUCACAUACAAAUAUAAGUACGAAGGGAUGGUAGUGGCGGAGUGCGGCUGUAGAUAGUCACAGACUUUGAAAUACACAAAAGGGGGGAAUACAUAUGUAUGUAUAGUCAGCGUGGGGAUAUUUAAUUUUACCUGUCUGUAAAUGUGUAAAUUUUGUAUUUAAAGAAAGAGAUUAUUUAA